AUCUAAACAAGUAAUUGACCAAAACACAAUCUUGUGUCCAGUGAUGAUAUCUUGUAUUUAAAUUUAUUAUUUUAAAAAAGACGUCGCACUAGUCCUUCAUGUCUUGAAUGAUGAUUAUAAUCUCUAGUUGUAGUGUUUUAAUCGUGUUAACCUUUAUAGAAUGCAGUGCUUCCCAAAAUGUAUUCGUUGUAUCAGGAGAGGGUGGAAAUGAGACUCGACUCAAAGUCCAAAAUGAUAGUUACGAAUGUGUACUUCCACAAUUCCCAGAAAACGGGAUAUGGACUAUUUUAAAUGGGAACGGUGGACCAGGAAACAAAGUAGAGGAAGAUACAAUACUGAAGUUCGUAUGUAACCCAGGAUUUAUCUUAACUUCUGAAUAUCCGUAUAUGAUAUGUGAUAGACAUGGCUUCCCUAAGGAUAUACCGCAAUGUCUGAGAUCGCCAACUUAUGGGUAUGAGCAUCCCGAAAAUGUAACGCGGUCGAAACGACAAUACGACAGUUUCAAAUGCACUCUUCCCCCAUUUCCAGAAAACGGGAAAUGGACUAUAAUAAAUGGAGAUGGACGACCAGGACAAGAAGUUGAAGUCGAUACAGGAUUGAAGUUUCAAUGUCAUCCCGGAUAUAAAUUAACUCCCAAACACCCAUAUAUAAUCUGUGAUACCAACUGGAGCCCCGAACUGAUGCCAAAAUGUCUGAUGUGCAGUAUGUCUUCCUUCAUUGACGCUGGUAAAUCCGUGGAGGGUAAGGUCAACAUCCUGCAGGACGUGGUGGUGCAGCAAUCGGAGCUACCGCAGGAUAUCGUGGACUUAACGGAAUUCCAACUUGGACCUCCACUUAGCCUCCUUUCUGUAGAAGUUGUAUUGGUAACGGCGGAUCCAAAACCCGGAUGCAGCUGGAAGGAGGAUGUUCUUUCGACCACCCCUUCUUCUGAAACGAAGAGCACUGCCAAAGUUGCGAAGAAGGGGUCGAAGAUUGUCGAUAAGAGAGCGGCACCGAGCGGUUGUGAUGAUGACUUUGCUGCUCCCGAACCGGUUAAGAAGAGGAGGCCCGCCGCUAAGCCAAAACAGGUGAUGGCAGAAGUAUAUGGAGAUGUGGGACGAGUCUAA
Molecule: messenger RNA, 1106 nt
Organism: Leptinotarsa decemlineata (Colorado potato beetle)
Lineage: Eukaryota; Metazoa; Arthropoda; Insecta; Coleoptera; Chrysomelidae
Biological process (GO): proteolysis; carbohydrate metabolic process; chitin catabolic process
Cellular component (GO): extracellular region
Molecular function (GO): serine-type endopeptidase activity; chitin binding; chitinase activity
Source: RefSeq, a predicted model, not a curated record